CGUCCUUUUCUUCAUCUCCAGCAUGUCAUUGAGCAUGUUAUUAUUGUCGGCGGGAUCUGCGUGCAGUUAAGAUGUUUCCGAAGACCUCGUUCACCAGCCUGAUAGUGGGGGUGUUCCUGCUGUAUGUGCUGCACACAUGCUGGGUGAUGUACGGCAUCGUUUACACCAAACCCUGCGAGAAACGCCGAGCCGAAAGCUGCAUCUCUCCAUACCUGGCCGCUAAACCCAGACUGCAGUUGAGCGUCUACACUGCAUUAAGACCCAAUGCUGACGGUGGACACAGUCUGAUCCACAGAGAGGAAGAGUUUGACGUCAACACCAAGUUUGAGAAGUUAGUGAAUGUGUCUUUGCCCAAAAAGACGCGCAAGAAUGGCACGCUGUACGCCAUGGUGUUUCUGCAUCAGGCCGGAGUCUCUCCAUGGCAGGAUCCACAUCAGGUUCAUCUAGUCACUCAACUGACCACAUACAUGCUGCCCAAACCUCCAGAGAUCAGCUUGAUCACAGGACAGGACGAGCCGGAGAAACCAGAUCAGCAAAAGCAGAGCAGCGACUCUGAGCUGGACCGUCCCGUUUCUCACUGGCGUUCCCGUCUGACGCUGAAUGUGGUGUCCGAGAACUUCCUGUUUGACCGCGAGGCACUUCCUGGAGAUGUUCAUCGCUACAUGAGAGUGUAUCAGAGCGGGAAGAAGAUGAUUUACCUGCCGCUGCUGUUUGUGGAUGAGCUCAGCAACAGAGUCAAGGAUUUAAUGGAGAUCAACAGCAGCUCCACUGAGCUUCCUCUGACCAUCACAUACGACUCCAUCGCUCUGGGCAAACUGCGCUUCUGGAUCCACAUGCAGGACGCCGUUUACUCACUGCAGCAGUUCGGCUUCACUGAAAAGGACGCAGAUGAAAUCAAGGGGAUUUUUGUGGACACUAACCUGUAUUUCCUCGCUCUCACCUUCUUUGUGGCUGCUUUCCAUCUUUUGUUCGACUUUCUGGCUUUCAAAAAUGACAUCAGUUUCUGGAAGCACAAGAAGAGCAUGGUUGGCAUGUCCAGUAAAGCAGUGCUGUGGAGGUGUUUCAGCACUAUCGUCAUCUUCCUGUAUCUGCUGGAUGAACAGACGAGUCUCCUGGUUCUGGUGCCUGCAGGAAUCGGCUCUUUGAUCGAGGUGUGGAAAGUGAAAAAGGCUUUUAAAAUCCACGUCAUAUGGAGAGGCUUGACUCCCACAUUCCUGUUUGGAAAGCUUGAUGAAUCUGAGAAGCGCACAGAGGAGUAUGACACUCUGGCGAUGAAGUAUCUGUCGUAUCUGCUGUAUCCGCUGUGUGUCGGCGGAGCGGUUUAUGCACUCGUGUUUGUCAAGUAUAAAAGCUGGUACUCCUGGAUUAUUAACAGUUUAGUCAAUGGUGUGUACGCCUUUGGCUUCCUCUUCAUGCUGCCUCAACUCUUUGUAAAUUACAAGCUGAAAUCAGUCGCUCAUCUGCCCUGGAAAGCCUUCAUGUACAAGGCUUUUAAUACGUUUAUCGAUGACGUCUUUGCGUUCAUCAUCACUAUGCCCACAUCCCAUCGGUUAGCCUGUUUCAGAGACGACGUGGUCUUCCUGGUGUAUCUCUAUCAGAGAUGGCUCUAUCCAGUGGACAGAAGCCGUGUGAACGAGUACGGCGUCUCCUACGAUGAAAAACCCAAAGGAAAAUCACAUGAAGAUUGACAUCAUCAUCAUCUAAAACCGAGGACAGAUGCUGCGUUUGUCUAUUUAAGCUCAGUUUUGCUCUGCUAACCGGAGAAAUGACACUGGUUAUUGGACUGAGACACACACACACAGCUCCGGAAGCUGGAGAGAUUGGUUUCAUUUUUACAGAAUGUAUUUGGAUGGGGCUUUUCCAUUCAGUCUCAGAUAGUGUUUUGAAUUAAGAGCAUAUCUCAAGGGUGCCAAACGAGCAGAGGUUCGGACUGAUUAUGGCUUUUUUGUUGGAUUAAUUUGAGUAACAUGACUGUUGUUUGUGUGUUCAGAGAGGAUGAUGAUGAUGACGAUGAUGUGUCUGUUUGUUUGUUUUUGGUUCAUUCCAUUAAGUGUUUCUGUGAUUAAACUGCUCAAUUAAAGAGACUUUAUUACA
Messenger RNA from Danio rerio (zebrafish), 2094 nucleotides. It is a transcript of the gene clptm1l, whose product is annotated as CLPTM1 like. Lineage: Eukaryota; Metazoa; Chordata; Actinopteri; Cypriniformes; Danionidae. Gene Ontology annotation, cellular component: membrane; endoplasmic reticulum membrane. Gene Ontology annotation, biological process: plasma membrane phospholipid scrambling. The record is from RefSeq and is marked provisional.